Messenger RNA from Lucilia cuprina (Australian sheep blowfly), 3342 nucleotides. It is a transcript of the gene Mgat4a, whose product is annotated as alpha-1,3-mannosyl-glycoprotein 4-beta-N-acetylglucosaminyltransferase A. Gene Ontology annotation, biological process: protein N-linked glycosylation. Gene Ontology annotation, molecular function: acetylglucosaminyltransferase activity. NCBI's taxonomy places the organism in Eukaryota, Metazoa, Arthropoda, Insecta, Diptera, Calliphoridae. The coding region runs from base 1188 to 2948 and encodes 586 amino acids. The transcript has 3 exons. The record is from RefSeq and is a predicted model, not a curated record. Gene Ontology annotation, cellular component: endoplasmic reticulum; endoplasmic reticulum-Golgi intermediate compartment; Golgi stack.
GUUAAAGUAAUACCAGUUCCUUGUUUUCUAUUACAAAAAAAAAGCAAAAAAAAAAAAUAAUUAAUUAGCUAAGCAAAAAAAUACAAACGUAAUAAUAAUAAUAUGUGGUAAUCUUAUAUUAAUUAUACAUAUUGUAACAACUUAUACUAUUUAUGGUGUUAAAUUUUAUCCAGCUGCUGGUCAAGAGGUCUAGACCUCUUUCCCUCUACUGUUGCGUUUUGUAUUUACAAAUUUGUCCAAAAAAAGCUAUUCUAUGGCCAUUAAAAUAUAACCACACAAAAAAAUCUACAAUUUCCUAAAAUUAAAUACGAUUAAAUCUACUUGAAAUUGUGUACAAGGAAUUUUAUUUUGUAAAUUUCGAACAAAAAUAUACAUAUACUAUACUACAAUAAAUUUUGAAUUGUUUAUAAUGGAAAAGGAAUUUUUGUCCACACGGAAAAGAAGGAAGAUUUUAUAUACUUAAAACUAAUACUAAAUGGUUAAAAAGUUGCUGAAUUUAAAGAAAUAAGUUAUAAUAUAAAAGUUUUAUUUUUUUCUCGAAAUUAAUUACAAAAAAAAAAAAAACAUUAAAGAAUUUACAAACAUCAAAUAUACGGCAUUAUCAUCGAACAUUAACAAAAAAGUUUUCAAUUUGAUUCUCGAAAAUCCUUAUAAAAUAGCAAAUAAAAACUUUUUCACUUAACUCGGCAAAUAUUUUGCAUUGAAACUGCAGUUUAUGGUUAAAUCUUAUGAUUAUUAAACUAAAUAAAUACUACAAUAAAAAACAUUCUCUCAGACUACAAGAUUUAUCAAUGUACAUUGUCUACCUAAAGUUUAAUGCUCUCUCUCUAAACGAAAAAAAGAAACUCUUGAUUAUAUAUUUUUACUACAAUAAUUUACAACAAAACAACAUCGAAAAAAAUAUUAUUUUUGUAAUCUCGUAUAAGUUUACAACGUCUGCAUUAAACAAUACGCAAAAUCUCUUGAACUACAAGAGAUAAAUUUCCCAAAACUUAACUUAAACCAUCGAAAUACAUCUACACAAAUUUUUAGAACAAACUCAAUACGCUCUCUCUCUCUCUCUACAAGAAUUUUAUUUAAAUAAACAAACUUAAAUCUUCUAAAAGAAAAUCUUGAAAUUUGAAAUUAACAGAAACUUGUUUCAUGAUAAAAAUUCGUUAAAUUUUGAAAAAGAAAUCUGUAAAAUCAUGUUUAAAAUACGUCAACGUAGUUGUCUUCUAUUAACCUUAGUCAUUAUCUUGCUGCCAUGUGCUAUUGUUCUAAUGAUAAUGGGUCCAGAAUUAUCCACCGAACAAUCGUUAUCACAACGUUUGGGUGAAUGUCAUAUGCGUCUUCAGUAUUUGGAGUCAAUGUAUCGUACACGUCAAGAAGAUGUGGCCUUACUUUCGCAAUAUGUUGCACAAUUGCAAAAUAUUUCAACAGCCGUAGUAUCAUCGACCUCUAUGCCUGUUGGCGGCAUUAUUGAUAAGAACAUCUCAAGUCUAUAUAAUACAGCAUCUGCUUCAUCGGCCUCUGCCUCUCUGUUGGAUGGUCUGUCGGCAGAGGCUAGACAAAUUCUACGCAAUGCCUCACAAUUGCACAAUACCCAACAAAUGCAUUUAACCUCAUCGGCUAAUGUACGUCUGCCUACAGCCUAUCAUUUUCUACCUCAUCUCUUAGAUGAUCCCAACUCUUUAAAACCGGCUCUCUUAAGAUCUCAUGGUCGUUCGGAUGUCAGCAUUGUUUUGGGCAUACCAACAGUGGUGCGUGAAAAACAAUCAUAUCUUUUGGGUACUCUACACAAUCUCAUUGAGAAUAUGAAUGAAGAGGAACAAAAUGAAACUUUGAUUAUUGUUUUUAUUGGUGAAACCGAUUUGGAAACUGUGCAAUUGAUAGCGAAAAAGGUGGAAACUACAUUUGAGCCAUAUCUAGAAAAUGGUUUAAUAGAGAUAAUAGCACCAGCACCUUCAUAUUAUCCGAAUUUAGAUAAAUUACGUAUAACUUUAAAUGAUUCAUUAGAGCGUGUGAAAUGGCGAAGUAAACAGAAUUUGGAUUUUGCCUAUCUAAUGGCCUAUGCUCAGUCGAAAGGCACCUUCUAUGUUCAACUCGAAGAUGACAUCCUAGCCAAACGACACUUUAUAACGUCUAUGAAAAAGUUUGCCAUUACAAAAAGUGCUUUAACUAAACCGGAUCAGGCGCCUUGGUUUCUCUUGGAUUUCUGUCAACUAGGUUUCAUAGGUAAAAUGUUCAAAUCGGCGGAACUGCCCUAUCUAAUAACAUUCUUCCAAAUGUUCUACAACGAAAAGCCAGUCGAUUGGCUAUUGGGCUAUUUCAUUGAGUCCAAAGUCUGUCGCACCGAUCAAGAUCAAAAACAUUGUAAUCAGGAGAGAGCUAAAUACUGGCUGCACUAUCGUCCCUCACUGUUUCAACACAUCGGCACAAGUUCAUCGCUUAAGGGCAAAGUACAAAAACUCAAAGAUAAACAAUUUGGUUCUAAAGUUCCCACCUUCUAUGCUCAUGCUCAUAAUCCACCAGCUGUAGUUAAAUCAAAUAUAGCGGCCUAUAAGAACUAUCAACUGAAAAGAGCUUAUAAGGGUGAGACCUAUUUUUGGGGUCUUUUACCACAACCGGGUGAUUUGGUGCAGUUUAUAUUCGAUAAACCCACCACACUCAAACAUUAUCUCUUUCGCAGUGGUAAUUCUGAACAUCCUUCAGAUCGUUUCUAUAACACAACCAUUGAGGUCUUACCCGCCGAUACUUUAAGUGAAAGUUCACCGGUGUGGAGUUUUUAUAAUUCAACCACUGAUGGUUAUCUAAUAGUGGGCAAUUUUGAUGCCAUGGGCGUGGCAGAGGGUUCUUUAGAUUCGAAAAUUGGUGCUAUUAAAGAAAUGCGUUUACAUGUUCAUGGUGAUAGUGAAAAUUGGGCAUUAUUAAGUGAAAUUGAUUUACAGGUAGAUACUAAAAGAUGAUGGAAUUAGCUUGUACUGCUACACAGCUGGUAGAGUCAAAACUAACACUCCUUCUAAAGAAACAAUUUUCAACUGUGUUUUCAUAAUAUAGUUAUCCAUGACCUAUUUUUAUUAAGCGAAAGAACAAAUUAAAAAAUAGAAAAAUAUUAGAGCAUACUUAGAGGAGAAUUUAUAUAUAUAUGUAUGUGUGUGUGAGUGUGUUUUAAUGGUUUUUCUAAGUGUUUUUUUAUAUAAAUGUAUUUCUAUUACUUACAAAACCAAAAACAAAACUCCUUUCGUGUAAGUGUUUAAAUUGUUGUGACAUUUUCGUUUAUUUUUUUAAGUGUAUAAAGUUAAAUAAACAUUUAGUAAAUGUGAAAGAAAGUAGAGCUAACAAUUUUAUAAGGAUUUGAAA